Cetraspora pellucida is the source of this 1683-nucleotide messenger RNA. Lineage: Eukaryota; Fungi; Glomeromycota; Glomeromycetes; Diversisporales; Gigasporaceae. The record is from the annotation of a GenBank genome assembly.
AUGGUAGAGAGAUUGCGGGACUAUCCCUACUACUUUUCCGCCGUCCAAAGAAUAAAUCAGUUCCUAGCCCAACCCGAACGGGAUGAUAUCCAAAAAAAUCUUCUUAUCCCCGAGCGUAUUACUAGCAUCACUUUUCAGCAACAAGGUAAAGUUAACCGUCUCGCGGGAGAAAAUGGUUCCGGAAAGAGCACACGGAUACUUCUGGCUCUGGGUUUGAAUUUAAUCACUAAUGGUUUAUCCACCGGACAAAAACAAUUAGCCGACUUAAAUAAUCUCUUUACUGCUAGUGUCGACAAAGAAGUUUUUAUUUUCGACGAAGCUGAUAAUGCUCUCGAUACCAACCAUCGCCAAGAAUUCCGCAAAAAAAUCACCACCCUUAGUAAAAAGAAAUUGGUUAUUUUGGGGUAUUUAUUGAUUAUUCCUAAUCUAACCAUUGCUACUAACAAAACCAAAAUAAAAACUGUGGAAUAUUCGGGACGCGGAGUUUUGGCCAAAAUCAUAUUAAGUGUUCCGAACCAAGUUAGUUCUGAGACAUUUAUUAACUCGUGUCACGAAGUUCGAAUACAGGGUUUAGAGAGAAUAAAACUGGUCGAUGUUAAGAAGGAACAAGGAAUUUUGUGGGGGAAAUAUGAGAUUUUGUUUGAAAAGAAAUUAACCGAGGAAAAAUUAAACCAGUUAGCGGAAAAAUUGCUUCGUUAUCUCUCUGUUAUUCUAGAAAAAUUCAAGAUUCCGGCGGAAAAAUUGCCGACGAUGAGUAUCAAAAAAAAUGAAAUUGGGGGGUUUCUUGAUUUUAUUACUCAGCACAGCCCGGAAAUUGAUAAUUUAAUUAAAUGGGGGGUUUUGGUCUCGGGCGACGUCGAAGAAAGAUUAGACUUGCUGAUUGAUUUACUUGAUAAGAAGAAAAUUGACAAAAAAGUUGAAACUGAAAUCCGUAAUCGUCUGAAAAAUCAAUACGAAAAGCAUUAUCUGCAAGAAAAGUUACGGACAAUUAAAAGAAAACUAGCCGAGAUAGAAAAUUUAGAAGGGGGCAAAAAAGACGCCAUUAAAAAUGAACCACAAAGUUAUUUGGAACAAUUGGAAAGAGAACCUUAUCCCGAAAGUGUAAAAAAGGUAGUGCGAGAAGAAAUUAAUCGUUACGAAAUGAUGCCGCCUUAUUCUAGUGAAGCCAGUUUUGCUCGCUGCAAACUGGACGAGAACCACUACGGUUUAACCGAUAUUAAAGAAAGAAUUAUCGAAUAUUUGGCUGUGCGGAAAAAACUAAAAGAAAGCGAUAAAAAAGAAAAAGAAUCGGUGGCACAAAUUAUAUGUUUUGUUGGCCCGCCCGGAGUAGGAAAAACGUCUUUGGCUCGGUCGAUUGCCGACGCCUUAGGUUUAAAAUUUGCUCAUGUUUCUGUGGCUGGUAUGCGGGACGUGGCUGAAAUAAAAGGACACCGCCGAACUUAUAUCGGAGCCAUGCCGGGUCGAAUUAUCCAAUCAGUAAAAAAAGUUGGGGCGGAAAAUUUUGUUUUUCUUAUUGAUGAAAUCGAUAAAGUUUCUUACGACCAUCGGGCUGAUCCCAUAGACGCAUUGCUGGAAGUCUUAGACCCGAACCAAAAUUUUGAAUUUACUGAUGACUAUCUGGGUAACGACGUUCCUUUUGAUCUUUCCAAAAUUAUUUUUAUUUGCACUGCUAAUAGCACUUGA